CACAGUUAUAUUAUAGAUCCUUAAAAACCUCUUUAACAUAGACAUAACAGUUCAAGAAAGAGAAGAAAAGAUCCAAACAUAAAGAGAGAGAGGGAAAUGAAUCCACAACAUAAACAUGGAAGAAGCAGGUGGAAUGGGAAGAUGGUGAUGUUUGGAGUGUUAAUUAUGGGAUUAUGCAUUACUGGUUAUGUAGCAGGUCCACCACUCUAUUGGCAUCUCUCUCAAACUAUUUCUUCCUCUGCCCAUUAUUCUUGCCCCUCUUGUCCUUGUGAUUGCGCUACUCGGCCCCUUCUCUCUUUUCCACAAGGUGUGAAUGUGACUUCUUUUACAGAUUGCAUGGAACAUGAUCUGGGGGUGAGUGAGGAGGAAGAGAGAAACUUCACGGCGUCGUUGGCGGAGGAAUUAAAGCAAAUGGAGAAUGAAACAACGGAAAAUCAGAGAAGAGCAGACAUGGCACUGCUGGAGGCAAAAAAGAUGGUGUCUCAAUAUCAAAAGGAGGCAGACAAAUGCACUUCAGGGAUGGGAACUUGUGAAGAAGCUAGGGAAAAGGCUGAAAUUGCUUUAGAAGCACAGAGACAAAUCACUGCUAUGUGGGAACUCAGAGCACGCCAUCAAGGAUGGAAACAAGACCUUGUUUAACUCUUAUAGUGUCUAGAUAUAAAGCAAGUAAACUGGCAUUUCACCAGUUUAUUAUUGAUAAUAUUCAUCCAAAUGUAUUAGUGCCUAGCUAAUCAGGAAAUUUCCCUAACAAUAGAAGUCAUUUUCUUAAAGCCAGUCAAUGUUAUAUAAUUAUAGAGAAGCAAGAAACUGAAACAACUCCUUCUGUUCAUGGUUUAUCGGUUUGGAUUCACUUCAGGAAAUAUAUC
This is a messenger RNA of Nicotiana tabacum (common tobacco), 866 nucleotides long. RefSeq lists its product as uncharacterized. Lineage: Eukaryota; Viridiplantae; Streptophyta; Magnoliopsida; Solanales; Solanaceae. The record is from RefSeq and is a predicted model, not a curated record.